CAAACAUCCCCUAAAUAGAAGACCUCUCUGCCCUAACACUGGAACCAUCUAGAUACGCUUACCGCCUUUAAAAUUCCACAAACCCUCCUGUGGAAACCCAUUCCAUCAUCGUUUGAUUCUGGCAGAGCGUGAAGUGCUAAAACUGAGUCAUGGCAGACGAAGCUAAAGCUAAAGGUAACGCAGCUUUCGCUGCUGGCAAUUUCACGGAGGCUAUCAAACACUUCACGGAGGCGAUCAGUUUCGCGCCUACUAACCACGUCCUGUACUCCAAUCGGUCUGCAGCCUACGCUUCUCUCAAUAACUUCUCAGACGCCCUAGUCGACGCUAAGAAGACCGUUGAGCUCAAGCCGGACUGGUCCAAGGGCUACUCUCGGCUCGGUGCUGCUCAUCUUGGCCUUCACCAACGAGAUGAAGCCAUUGCUGCUUACAAGAAGGGUCUAGAAAUCGACCCGAAUAACGAGGCAUUGAAAUCCGGCCUUGCUGAUGCUCAAUCUGCUCCAUCCCGGUCGAGGGCUCCAUCUCCUAGUCCCUUUGGAGAUGCGUUUUCAGGCCCGGAAAUGUGGGCUCGUUUGACUAGCGACCCUAGUACCAGAGCCUACUUGCAGCAGCCAGAUUACGUUAGAAUGAUGCAAGAUAUUCAGAAAAACCCUAGCAAUUUGAACCUCUAUCUGAAGGACCAGAGGGUAAUGCAGUCUCUUGGGGUGUUAUUGGGCAUAAAAUUGCAGACUAGUAUGCCUGGGGAGGAUGAUGCUGAGAUGACAGAAGCAUCUCAGGAGUGGAAGAGACCGGCUGAAGCUGAGCCCCUGAAGGAGAAAUUUCAAGAGCCACAGCCAGAGCAAGUGGAGGUCUCUGGAGAGGAUGGGGAGAUUAAAGAGCGAAAGGCACAAGCUCAGAGGGAGAAAGAGGCUGGGAAUGCGGCAUAUAAGAAGAAGGAUUUUGAAACAGCAAUUCAACACUACAGUAAUGCCAUUGAGCUUGACGAUGAGGACAUUUCUUUUCUUACUAACAGGGCUGCUGUGUAUUUAGAGAUGGGAAAGUAUGAAGACUGCAUUAAAGAUUGUGACAAAGCUGUUGAAAGGGGAAGAGAGCUCAGGUCUGACUUCAAGAUGGUUGCAAGGGCUUUGACAAGGAAGGGUACUGCCAUGACAAAAACAGCGAAAUGCUCAAAGGACUAUGACCCUGCAAUUGAAACAUUCCAGAAAGCUCUUACUGAACAUCGAAACCCAGAGACACUGAAGAAACUUAAUGAUGCUGAGAAAGCAAAAAAGGAACUAGAGCAACAAGAGUAUUUUGAUCCACAAUUAGCUGAUGAAGAGCGUGAGAAAGGUAACCAAUUCUUCAAAGAGCAGAAGUACCCAGAUGCUAUCAAGCACUAUACUGAAUCUCUGAAGAGGAAUCCAAAUGAUCCCAGGACCUACAGUAAUAGGGCUGCAAGCUAUACUAAACUUGGGGCAUUACCUGAGGGACUCAAAGAUGCCGAGAAAUGCAUUGCACUUGACCCCACAUUUGCAAAAGGUUACACUAGGAAAGGUGCUGUCCAGUUCUUCAUGAAAGAAUAUGAAAAGGCUUUGGAAACUUAUCAGGAAGGCUUGAAGCAUGACCCUAAAAAUCCAGAAUUGUUGGACGGCAUUAGGAGAUGCGUUGAGCAAAUAAAUAAGGCAUCUCGUGGGGAUCUAACACCUGAUGAGUUGAAGGAAAGACAGGCCAAAGGUAUGCAGGAUCCAGAAGUCCAGAACAUUCUCUCAGAUCCAGUAAUGAGACAGGUACUUGUGGACUUCCAAGAAAAUCCAGCGGCUGCUCAGGAACACUUGAAGAACCCUCUAGUGAAGAACAAGAUCCAGAAAUUGGUCAGUGCAGGAAUUGUACAAGUCCGGUAAAAUACCCAAAUGUGGAUUUAUUAGUUCCGGUCCAACUGAUUUUGCUACACAGAGAAUGUGAUAUUUCCAUAUUUAAGAUUUCUAUGUCUGCUUUGUAUUAUUUUCACCAUAUUCAGCAUUUCAAGUCAUAACGACUGUUCUCAAAUUGGAUUGAAUGAGGGCACUGCCUUCGAAAAUUGCAGAGGUUAUUUGUCUAUACCACUUUUUAUCGAAUAGUUAGGUACUGAGUUUCCAA
This is a messenger RNA of Cuscuta europaea, 2112 nucleotides long. Lineage: Eukaryota; Viridiplantae; Streptophyta; Magnoliopsida; Solanales; Convolvulaceae. The record is from the annotation of a GenBank genome assembly.